Molecule: messenger RNA, 325 nt
Organism: Aspergillus ruber CBS 135680
Lineage: Eukaryota; Fungi; Ascomycota; Eurotiomycetes; Eurotiales; Aspergillaceae
Exons: 1
Source: RefSeq, a predicted model, not a curated record
CCAAAACUCCGACCCGCUAAUAUCAUUGGCUACACGCUAGCUAAAUGGGGUGAUUAUCCUGCUUUGAUUGACAGUGAGCAGAAGCAGGUAGAUUCUGGGUGUGCUUGGCUUGUAAAGGAUGAAGAGCAGGCACAGAAUUUUGCGUGUUCUGAGACGAGGGUAUAUAAGUGUUUUCUUGUCAGAUUCGGUUUACAGAUGGCGAGGCGCCAGAAGUAGUGUCUGGGAGGAUGUUUACGUAUGCUGGGGGUCAACAGACUUUGCUGGAGCAGUAGUCUGAUCGGAAGCUGUGGGUUUUGCAGAUGCGUGGGAGGUUGAGUUAGGGUAG